Molecule: messenger RNA, 4083 nt
Organism: Pseudomassariella vexata
Lineage: Eukaryota; Fungi; Ascomycota; Sordariomycetes; Amphisphaeriales; Pseudomassariaceae
Product: RNA polymerase-like protein
Exons: 2
Coding region: 174-3899 (1241 amino acids)
Biological process (GO): DNA-templated transcription
Cellular component (GO): nucleus; RNA polymerase I complex
Molecular function (GO): DNA binding; DNA-directed RNA polymerase activity; ribonucleoside binding
Source: RefSeq, a predicted model, not a curated record
CGAUGAUAUCCAGCCCGCCAUUCUUUAGUUGAAACUCCGCGGCUGAAGAUUUGCUUGUCAUUAUAUAGACCAAACCAAAUUCCAGCUGGAUGCAACUUACACAUUACGCGUAAUUCGCCUCUUGUUGCAUUAAGUCGCUGCUCCUAGGAGGACCAGCACUCAACUCGCCCGCCAUGGCGCCUACGGCAACAAGCACAGAAUGGGACCACGAGUUCCAUACCCUACGUCGAGAAAAGCUGUUUCGGGAGCCUCCUACAGACCGCUCCGCCUACCCACUACUCCAGAUCGCCGUAAACCCCCACAUUGAGUCGUUCGAUGCUCUAUUCGAGCCAGACGGCCUGAUCGCGCGGGGCUUGGCGGACAUCGACACAAGAACUUUCCUUGAUGGUGACGAGAAAGCUUCGCCAGUUGGGAGGAAUCGAGUGUCCAUUAGGUACAAGAACGUGCAGCUGCAGAAGGCACAGCUUCCGCCAGCCAACAAAUUCGCUAUCAAGAACCGAGAUAUCCUCCCGGCAGAGUGUCGAGAAAGACAUGUUACAUACAGGGGCAAGCUUUCGGCCACGUUCGAGUACAGAAUCAACGAUGAUGACCCGAAGGAGUUCACUCGAGAAAUCGGCCAGCUUCCCAUUAUGGUCAAGUCCAAGUAUUGCCAUAUCAGGAACAGCAGCCCGGCCCAGCUGGUUGCACAAAAAGAAGAGUCGGAGGAAUUGGGAGGCUACUUCAUUGUCAAUGGCAUCGAGAAGAUCAUACGACUUUUGCUAGUGAAUCGGAGAAACUUCCCCUUAGCCAUCUACCGACCGAGUUUCCAGAACAGAGGGCCGACUUACACGCCCCACGGUAUCAUUAUGAGAUCGGUGCGACCUGACGAAACUUCACAGACCAAUGUUCUGCAUUACCUGAGCGAUGGUAAUGUCACAUUUCGUUUCUCUUGGAGAAAAAACGAGUACCUGGUACCCGUCAUGAUGGUCCUUAAAGCACUGGUGGAGACCAAUGACCGGGAAAUCUUUGAAGGCUUGGUCGGCUCUCCCAACUCCAAGGGUAUUCAGAAUACCUUCCUAACGGAUCGAGUGGAGCUCUUAUUACGUACCUACAAAACUUACGGACUCUACACCAUGGCUCAGACCCGGGCCUACCUUGGGGAGAAGUUCAGACCCGUGCUUGGUGUAUCAGACACGUUGUCCAACUUCGAGGUGGGAACCGAGUUUCUACGCAAGAUUGUGCUUGUGCACCUAGGCAAUGUGAAUGUCACGGAAGAGCAGGAUUCCGACAAGUUCCGGAUGAUCCUCCUAAUGAUCAGGAAGCUCUACGCUUUGGUAGCGGGUGAUUGUGCCGUCGACAACCCCGAUGCCGUUCAGAACCAAGAGAUUUUGCUAGGUGGUUUCCUCUACGGCAUGAUCAUCAAAGAACGGCUUGAUGAGCUGCUCUCCACCGGACUCCGCCUUUCUUUGCGAGAGUACCUGCAGAAAUUCCCCGGAAGAUCAUUUACGUCGCAAGAAUUCGGCAAGGACUUUCCCAUAAGGAUCUUCCAGAAGACAAACGAGAAUAUCGGAAAUGGCCUAGAAUAUUUCAUGUCCACUGGAAACCUCUCAAGUCCAUCAGGUCUGGAUCUGCAACAGGUCUCAGGGUUUACGGUUGUGGCCGAAAAGCUCAACUUUCUCCGUUUCAUCAGUCAUUUCCGCAUGGUGCACCGAGGUAGCUUCUUCGCUCAAUUAAAGACCACGACAGUUCGAAAGUUGCUACCCGAGUCCUGGGGGUUCCUCUGCCCUGUACACACACCUGAUGGUUCGCCUUGUGGUCUUCUCAACCAUCUUGCUCAUAAAUGUAAGAUCAUGACCAAAUCGGUGGACGCCUCUGCCAUACCUCAGCUGGCUGCAGAGCUUGGUGUCGUUUCCACUUCUUCGGCUGCCACGGAUGAGAGCGUAGUCGUCAUGCUGAAUGGCAAAAUCCUCGGCUGGUGUAGUCCUGCCGAGUCUAGACGACUUGCGGACACGUUCCGAUAUUGGAAGGUUGAGGGCAGUCAUGGUGUACCGUUGCAUUUGGAAAUUGGCUAUGUUCCCGCAUCCAAAGGUGGAUCUUAUCCUGGUAUUUACAUGUCUUCCGAGCCAGCAAGAAUGGUCAGGCCAACGAAAUAUCUGCCACUAGAGAAAGAAGACUUUAUCGGACCGCUGGAGCAGCCAUACAUGUCCAUCGCGUGCACCGAACCCGAAAUCACAUCUGGGGAAUCAACGCACGUCGAGUUUGAUCCGACCAACAUUCUUUCCAUUCUGGCUAACAUGACGCCUUUUUCGGACUUCAACCAGUCUCCCAGAAACAUGUACCAAUGCCAGAUGGGCAAGCAGACUAUGGGUACCCCCGGUGCCUCCCUCCGUUACAGGACGGACAACAAAAUGUAUCGCAUCCAGACCGGACAGACUCCCAUUGUGAGAUCACCUCUCCACAACGCUUAUGGAUUCGACAACUUCCCCAAUGGCUUCAACGCUGUUGUUGCUGUCAUUUCUUACACGGGAUACGACAUGGACGACGCUAUGAUCAUCAAUAAAUCCGCUCACGAACGUGGCUUCGGUCACGGAACUAUUUAUAAGGUCAAGAAAAUUACCUUGAAGGAAGAGAACCGGACGAAGUCAACAAAAAACGUGACAAAGCUGUUUGGGUUUGCCCCCACCAGUCUUGUCAAGGCCUGGUCUCGGAAAACGCUUGACGACGAUGGCUUGCCGAUCAUCGGGACGAUGAUCCAGGAAGGUGACACUCUCUGCGCCUGGCACACCGUCUCAGCGGACUACAGUGGUAAUCUGGUCAACCGGGAUGGGCAGACACACUACGAAAAGUACAAAGACUCGGAAGUUGGCUUCGUCGAGGAGGUGAGGGUCAUUGGCAGCGAGUUGGGCUCUGAGCCUGCUCAGACCAUCUCGAUAAAACUCCGCAUUCCCCGGUCUCCUGUCAUUGGUGACAAGUUCUCGUCUCGUCACGGCCAGAAGGGUGUUAUGUCGCAGAAAUGGCCUGCUAUUGACAUGCCGUUUUCGGAAUCAGGCAUCCAGCCAGACAUCAUCAUCAACCCUCAUGCCUUCCCUUCCCGAAUGACCAUUGGCAUGUUCGUUGAGUCGUUGGCGGGCAAGGCCGGUGCGAUGCAUGGGUUGGCUCAGGACUCGACGCCAUUCCGUUUCGACGAAGAGAACACGGCUGGAGACUACUUCGGGCACCAACUGAAAAUGGCCGGCUACAACUAUCACGGAAACGAACCCAUGUACUCGGGCAUCACAGGCGAAGAACUGGCAGCCGACAUAUACGUCGGUGUGGUCUAUUAUCAGCGACUGAGACACAUGGUCAACGACAAAUACCAGGUCAGAACCACAGGUCCAGUUGUAGCUACGACAGGCCAGCCUAUCAAGGGAAGGAAGCGGGGAGGUGGUAUUCGCGUAGGUGAAAUGGAACGAGACGCACUUCUAGCACAUGGUACAGCUUUCCUUCUCCAGGAUCGCCUCAUGAACUGCUCCGACUACUCGCGCUCUUGGAUCUGCCGAAAAUGUGGUUCCUUCUUAUCCAUACAGCCAACGGCAUCACCAUUCGUCGGCAAGAAGAAAACGGUCAACACUGUUCGGUGCCGGAACUGUGCGACACGACUAGAUCACAUGGAGGAUGUUGACGUGACAAAGAUCACAGGUGAGAUUUGGGAGGAUGGACAAGGCAACCAGUGGGUCGGUGGAGAGGAUACGACUCUAGUUGCCGUGCCCGGUGCCUUGAAGUACCUCGACGUGGAGCUGGCAGCCAUGGGAAUCAAACUUAAAUACCGAGUCAACCCCAAAGAUGCGCCCCGAAAAGGCCAUCUUCUUCAAACGACCUGGGAUGCUCUUCGGUCGGGCGUCAAGACAAACGGCACUCAGCCCGCAUUGGUGGCGGCAUGAGUUCGGCCGAGUUUCAGCACAUAGCAUUUCACGGAGUACAAAAGGGGCUAAUGCAUUUCCUCGGUUUAAGCUAGUUACGCGUUGAUGUGUUCCGAGGCAAUUAUGGGUGUUGAUAUCAUGAGAGCAAUCAGAAGUAGAUAGCCUGGUUAAUGAGACAGUCUUACAUAAAUUCGUUUGCUCCCAA